AUGGUAUCCUCGGCGGAUUUCUUGAAUCGAGGAGGGUUUUCUUAUGUCUUCGGGCCUUUGCAACCCGAAGAGCUUCUCGUGGCAGUCACUAGACCAUCGACCCCAAUACCUGAGACCUGCUCUAUCAUAGGCACUUUAUCCGCACCCAACUCUCAGGUUCCUGGUUGUAAUACCAAUUCCCCGAACGCCCUUCAUUGCAAUUUCAGCAACUGGCUCACGGUGGUUUCUUAUGUGGGAACUGAAGAAAGAUAUGACUCUCGAAGAUGGGCUUGUGUAUUCGAGAAUAGGGCGUACCGUGUAAUUUGA
Messenger RNA from Botrytis fragariae, 306 nucleotides. RefSeq lists its product as uncharacterized. The coding region runs from base 1 to 306 and encodes 101 amino acids. The transcript is spliced from 2 exons. NCBI's taxonomy places the organism in Eukaryota, Fungi, Ascomycota, Leotiomycetes, Helotiales, Sclerotiniaceae. The record is from RefSeq and is a predicted model, not a curated record.